Galleria mellonella (greater wax moth) is the source of this 1905-nucleotide messenger RNA. It is a transcript of the gene trsn, whose product is annotated as translin. Gene Ontology annotation, biological process: RNA metabolic process. Gene Ontology annotation, molecular function: sequence-specific DNA binding; single-stranded DNA binding; RNA binding. Gene Ontology annotation, cellular component: cytoplasm; nucleus. NCBI's taxonomy places the organism in Eukaryota, Metazoa, Arthropoda, Insecta, Lepidoptera, Pyralidae. The coding region runs from base 106 to 795 and encodes 229 amino acids. The transcript is spliced from 7 exons. The record is from RefSeq and is a predicted model, not a curated record.
CUUGCAAUUUUUUCAUAUCUGUGGCGAUCCGACAAAUGUUCUUCUCUGAAUUGUUAUUUAUUUAUUAUAAAUUUAAUUUAUAUUUAAAGUUUUGAAUAAAUAAACAUGAGUGGAAAUAUUUUAAUCAACGAAAUAUUCGGUCAGUUUCAAAAAAGUCUUGACCAAGAAGCUGAAUUGCGAGAGUCAAUCAGAAACAUUUCCAAGGAGGUGGACCAGUUGUCCCGUGAAAUAUUGACCGUCCUACAAGUUAUACAUCAUGAUGAAAGUGGCAUAAAUCCAGCAUGCCUGAAAGCCCGCGAGUUGUUCGAGAGAGCCCGCAUUGGCUACGGCAGACUGAAGGAAGCGGUGCCCUCUACCGAUUAUUACAAGUACCACGACCACUGGCGCAUGAUGACGCAGCGCUACGCUUUCCUGAUCUCGCUCACCAUAUGGCUGGAGGCGGGCAUACUGGCCGCGCACGACACCGUCGCCGACGUGCUGGGCAUAAGCGCGGUAGAGCAGCAGGAAGGGUUUCACCUCGACAUAGAGGACUAUUUAGUUGGUCUGCUCAUGCUGUGCUCUGAACUGUCACGACUGGCGGUGAACUCUGUAACGCGGGGCGAUUAUAGUAGGCCGCUGCAAAUAUCCAAGUUUGUGAUGGAACUCAACGCUGGCUUUAGGUUAUUAAGUUUGAAGAAUGAUCACCUUCGCAAACGCUUCGACGCGCUCAAAUACGAUGUGAAGAAGAUCGAGGAGGUGGUAUACGACCUCAGCAUCCGAGGGUUGCUGCCCAAGACCGAGCCGGGCACCUUGUAGUCUGGAUCUCAUCACCUCAUCACCGGCUCCUGCAUUGAGACUUGAAAAUUACGUACAGAGUGUGUCGUGUCAACAGAUUUUGAUUUUGUAGAAAUACCGACUUCAAAAAGUAGGAGGUUCUCGUUUCGGUUGUAUUUUUUUUUAUGUUUGUUACCUCAUAACUCGGUUAUUUACAAUCUUAUUAGGAAUUUUUUUUAUCUGACAGGAUAUACAUACAGAUAAUCUAAUAUAUAAAGUUCUCGUGUCGCGGUGUUUGUUACCAAACUCUUCCGAAACGGUUUUACCGAUUUUUUGAAAUAUGCACCCGAUAUGCACACAAAUAUCGGGUAGGUCUGAGAAUCGGCUAACAUCUAUUUUUCAUACCCCUCAAUGAUGGGUGACCCACCUCUAAAUAUUUUAUUUUUAUUAUAUUAUGACUUAGCAUUGAAAAGUACAUACAAAUUCAAAUUUUCACGCUUUUACGAUCAACCUCUGUUUUUUAAUAGCGAUUUUUAUAUGCCGCAAUAGGAUUGCAAGAUAGCAAUCGAAUGUAAUAAUUGUAGUACGAUAAAUUUUCAUAUAUAGUUCUCGAAAUAAUGUAUAUGGUAAAACAACGUUUGCCGAGUCAGCUAGUAUACUAAUUGUGAAAUUAAAAUAAUUGGUUUUAUCCCAGUUAAAGUUAGUUUUUUUUUAUUAUUAUGGCUCAUAUACCAUAUGGAAUGGUAUUUAAUUUUAAAUUUAGUAAACUAUCAUGAUGAAUUCAACAAUAAUAUAAUCACGGUAGUUUCCAGGGAGAACCGCGUGGAGGUCGACCUGAUAAGGUAUAUUGCUAGCAAUGGAACUGAUAAUCCGCAUUACUAACAAUCCUCCCCCCCUGCAAUGAGCGGUUAUAAAUGUCUAGAACUCGAUAUAUAGAUAUCGAAUAUCACUCAUUUCUAAUUACAAAAAGUAUCUGUUGACAUGCACACGUGUACUUAAAAAAACUAUUUUGUCAAAACAUCCAAUUACAUUGGAAUUUAAUUCCAGUAUUGUUGGGGUGUUUUUGUAACCUAUUGUAUAAGUCUGAAAUGAUGUAGAGACCUAGAAAUAAGUAUAAUUUAUAAUAAGUCUUAAUUAUAAGUUUAAUGGUGA